Paramecium sonneborni is the source of this 465-nucleotide messenger RNA. The record is from the annotation of a GenBank genome assembly. Lineage: Eukaryota; Ciliophora; Oligohymenophorea; Peniculida; Parameciidae.
AUGGAAUAUUAGAGAAUAUUUUUAAACGCUAAUUAAAGAAAGAGGAAUCAGAAUUUGCAAUCCAAUCAUUUAGAUGAUGUUUUUGAGCAAUGUGAAGAUGGUACACCUUAUGGUUCAUAUUUACAAAAGAGAAUUGGAUUAGAUUUAUCAGAAGAUAGUAAUCAAGCAAAGAAAGUGUAAACUAAAUUUGAUUUGACUAAUUUGAAACAAAAUUGUUUCAGUCAAUCUUAAAUCAAAAAUAUUUCAUAUUCAGAAUAAAAUAAAACUUAGAAUCAAAAUCUUGAGUUAGAGUUGACGAAUUUGAAUAAUCACUUUCAAACUAAUAUGAUCAAUUCUGAAGAUAUCACUGUGUUGGAAGUUGAUGAAAUAAAUUAUUUAGAAUAAAAUUGUUCGCCUAAUAAAAAAAAAAUCAAGACAAAAUAUUCUUAAAAGAUCAGCAAAAAUAUAAGAAAAAUAAUUAUUUGA